UAUGCAUGGAAAUAACACCAAUCGAUAUAGAGGUAGGUAGGUAGGUAGAUAUCAUCAAGAAGAUUAUUAUGAAACGACAUACCACCUUUUGAAAUAACUCGGUUGAGCAAAACUGAUAAAGGCAAAACAAAGUCAGCCAUUAUAUUUGAUUGCCUUAGCUUUCUUUUGCCCACUUUACUAGCUCCAGCCAAGAUGUUUUCAGCACAAACACAAGACAAAGUCCGACAACCAUCUAAAUGGCCUUUAACAAUGAUAUCCUUUUGUCAUUUUUAGCAGCUGCGGACACGAAUCAACUUGAAGAUGACUUCUGCAAAAAAAAUAAUAAUUAGGUGGGAAGUGCUGAGAUGAGACUUGCUUUGUACUUGAGACAUAUCUCUGCCGAUUUAAAUUAAGCACCGUUGUUUGUCUACUCAUUGAAUAAGGUCAAGUUUAGACCAUGUCUACAGCACGAAGGCUGCUACAGUGGCUCGGCGUCCCCCUGACGUGUGUGAUCAUGAUUGUGACGGUGCGAACUCUCACGUUCCCCUCCUACCAAACCCGCCCCCCGCCUUGUGACGUCACAGACCAGGACUUCAUCCCCGCCUCCACAGACCGGCUGGACAGGCUCGGCCGGGCGAUCACCUUCCGCACCGUCUCGUACGAGCCGGGACGGGGGACGCCACAGGAACUGCUCAAGCUCGCCGCCUUUAUCCAGGACAGUUUCCCCGUGAUCCACUCCUCGCCGCUGGUGACCAGAGAGGUUGUGGGGAACUUCAGCCUGCUGUACCGUGUGGAGGGGACGGACGGCUCGCUCCAGCCGGGUCUCCUGGCGGCGCAUCUGGACGUGGUUCCCGUCACAGAGGAACCCGGCUGGGACGCCGAGCCCUUCUCCGGGCAGCGGAAAGACGGGUUUGUGUACGGCAGGGGAACCAUAGAUUCCAAACAAACUCUCAUGGGACAGCUGGAGGCGCUAGAGUCUCACCUGAAGAGAGGUCAUAGAUUUAGACGAACCUUGUACCUCGCGUUCGGACACGACGAGGAAGUUUUAGGGCACUAUGGAGCGAAGAGGAUCGCAGAACUGUUAGAACAACGCGGAGUAAAACUGGAGUUUGUUCUAGACGAGGGUUUUGCCGUAACGGAGAAUUUUGUACCAGGGGUGACCAAGAAAGUGGCCCCGCUCAGCGUCACAGAGAAGGGUUACUUAACGGUGAAGCUGCGUGUCCGGAUGAAGGGAGGCCAUGGCUCCAUGCCUGAGAAAGAGUCCGCGAUAGGCGUCCUGUCCCAGGCCGUUACCAACCUAGAGAGGAACCCCCAGCCGAACCUCUGGGGUUCCGGUCCCGAACGGGACCUCGCCGAGCACCUCGCUACAGAAAUGAGCCUCCCCCAUCGGGUGGUAUCGUCCAACCUGUGGCUGUUUGCUCCCGUCAUGCGCUGGGUUCUGAGCCUGAAGGCAGCCACGAACGCGUUAUGCAGAACCACCACAGCCGUCACGCGGUUUCACGCCGGGAUCAAGGAGAACGUCAUCGCUCCUGAAGCCGUCGCCAUCGUCAACCACAGAGUUCAUCCCAAACAGACGAUACAGGAAGUUCUCGAUCACGACGUCAGGGUGAUCGGCGACCCCCGGGUGCAGGUGGAAGUGGUACAGUCCCUGGUUCCCGCGCCCGUCUCCCCGAGUGGGCCGGAGUCUCCUGCGUACAUGGCGGUACAGGAGACCAUCCAGCAGGUCUUCCCGGACUCACUGGUGGCGCCGGCCGUGCAGACUGGAUACACAGACGCUCGUCACUACUGGAAGCUCACGAGCGCCAUCUACCGGUUCUCUCCGAACGUCAUGGGUCCGGAGGAUCUCGCGAGACUUCACGGCGUGAACGAGAGGAUCUCCGUCCGGGACUACGAGAGGACGAUGAACUUUUAUUUCCACCUGAUGCAGAACGUUGAUAAACCUUUGGUGGGGAGGGGGCACGGGCAUGAGGGGGACUUGUAACGUUUUCAGCCUCUACUGCUACUUCUAGACAACACUACAC
This is a messenger RNA of Branchiostoma floridae (Florida lancelet), 2000 nucleotides long. RefSeq names its product N-fatty-acyl-amino acid synthase/hydrolase PM20D1-like. The transcript is spliced from 3 exons. The record is from RefSeq and is a predicted model, not a curated record. Gene Ontology annotation, biological process: amino acid metabolic process. NCBI's taxonomy places the organism in Eukaryota, Metazoa, Chordata, Leptocardii, Amphioxiformes, Branchiostomatidae. Gene Ontology annotation, molecular function: hydrolase activity, acting on carbon-nitrogen (but not peptide) bonds, in linear amides. Bases 437 to 1960 code for a protein of 507 amino acids.